CAAUGGCCAACUCUCCCUCCAUUAUUUUCAGCAUUAACUCCCCACACACUAUGCCUGCAGAUAUCCAACCACCUAAACACCAUCAACCACUAACCCCAUCUCACUUCCAAAAGAUUAUAGCCGAAGUUGUGGGCACGUACGUUUUCGUAUUCGCGGGCUGUGGGGCCGCUCUAGUCUACAGAGAAGACACAACGGCACUGGCAGCCGCGUUCAUCCCUGCACUUGCUUUGAUGGCCAUGAUCUACGCCGUCGGCCACGUCUCCGGGGCCCAUUUCAACCCUGCGGUCACUGUCGCGUUUGCAGUGGCGCGCAGAUUACCCUUCGUCCAAGUUCCUAUCUAUGUGUUGUCUCAGUUAUUUGGCUCAACACUUGCAUCUUUUACACUAAGACUACUAUUUAGACACCAAAUAAACUUUGUGCCAAUGCUAACACAAUACUCUCCGACUUCAACCUCCGAUCUCGAAGCCAUUGUGUGGGAAUUCAUACUCACUUUCAUACUUAUUUUCACCAUUUUCGGAGUUGCUUCAGACGACAGAGCGAAUAACGCAUUAUGUGGAGUUGCAAUCGGGGGCGCGUUGCUGCUCAACGCUCUCAUCGGAGGGUCGAUAACCGGAGCUUCGAUGAACCCGGCAAGAAGCCUAGGCCCUGCAAUAACCAUUGGAGCGUACAAGAAUCAAUGGGUGUAUGUUAUAGCUCCCCUCCUUGGUGGAGUGGCUGCGAGUCUCAUAUAUAGUUUGUUGCGCCCAUUACAAUCACAAUCACAAAAUACUAGAGUUAAGAGUGUCCACAAUCAUCUAUAUCAUCCUCAACUUUAA
Messenger RNA from Salvia splendens (bonfire salvia), 815 nucleotides. Its product is annotated as nodulin-26-like. NCBI's taxonomy places the organism in Eukaryota, Viridiplantae, Streptophyta, Magnoliopsida, Lamiales, Lamiaceae. The record is from RefSeq and is a predicted model, not a curated record. Gene Ontology annotation, biological process: transmembrane transport. Gene Ontology annotation, cellular component: membrane. The transcript is spliced from 5 exons. Gene Ontology annotation, molecular function: channel activity. Bases 3 to 815 code for a protein of 270 amino acids.